UCAAGGAUCAUCUAGUCCAGCCCCCUGAAAUACAGGAAUCUCAACUAAAGCAUCGAUGACAGAUGCCCAUCCAACUUCUGCUUAAAAAGUGUAGGAAUCUAGGAUGAAUAGGGAGGAAGGACUUCUUUUUUGCUUCCCAGUGGGAUGAUGUAAUUUUAUGUUUUGCUUGUUACAGAUGCUUUGCAUUUUGGUUGUGAGCUGCCCUGGGGAACUGAAAAUGGUGGGAAAGGCAAAAAAUGCAAAAGGCACGGCCAGGCCAAGCUAAAAACCUAACUACGACCCGUUAGGGCUUACCAAGCAAGUCUCACAAAGCAGUUUGCAUUAAUACAUGUAUAAAAAUAAACCAUCCGUUUUGAGAAGUUGUGUAUAAAUCAAACAAACACAAUGGGAAAAUAAUUGUUUUGAAAGCAAGGUCAUUUAUUUAAAGAAGUGGGAUUCUGGCUGGAUUCUAGAUAGAGUAGUAAAUGAAGGUUGAGCUGGAAUAAUGGUUGUAAGGGUUCAGAUGGCCUGUCUGCAGGCCUUAAUUCGAACUCCCUGGAGUGGGCUAUUGGUGCCAGGACACAAGGUAAGUCCUUAUGGAACCAAAUUCCAAAACAGAAGAUAUGAAACGAGGAGAAAUGCAAGACCAAAAGAACCGGUAGCCAAAUCUCGGAUUGACUGGCAGCGAACUAAGGGAAGAUGUAUAUUGUUUGAUAGCGAGGAAGAGAGUGAUGAAAUUACAUCAGCAUCAGAAAAAGAACUUGAAACCAGUUCAGAUGGUGAUUCAGAUGAGAGAGACAAAAGUGAACCCAUACACAAUGAGGAUAAAGAUGAAACUUCGGUGAACGCAGGUGGCCUUCCAGAUGUUGAGACAGGUGGUGAUUGUGCAGCAGGAGAGGACGUAGAUGAAGAAAGCAUCAACCUUGUGAAACGCAAGAGGUCUCGGAGAACCGUACUGUAUGACAGCGAUGAUAGUGACAAUAGCGACAUUGUUAGGAAAGUGUUUGCCAAACGCAGUUGCAUAAUCGAUGAGAACGACUUGUCCGCUGAACGCACAUCACCUGCAGAAAAAGAAGCAAAGAGAAAACAAGGCAGGCUAAUGAAACUGCAGGAACUGUCCCGACGGCGAUCUACUCGAGCUUCCGGCCUCAGUGAAUGUCAUGAGGAUUCUGAAGAGGAUGUGAUAAUAGAAGAUGAUUCUUCCCAUUCAUCUCUCACACCUGCUGAAAUCAGUGAUGCAUCUGAGGUUGACAGCAUGAAAGAUUUCAUAGUUGAGGAGGAGGAGGAGGAGUUGGAACAAGAAAACUCUGAGGAAGACAAGAGCCAGUCACAAAAGAAAAAGCAGGCUAUGUCAGGCACAUUGCUGCAGAAGUGCUUUCCAUACUUGGCCCAUGUUGAUCAUUUUGUCCAUUUCCAAAGAGUUGUAAAGGCGUUUCUCAUCAAUGCAGUUGACAAUAACUUUUUGAUGUCAUUAUAUGAGGGGAGAAGACAAAAGAAGUAUGCAAAAGAAAUGUUGACUUCCCUUCGCUUCUUCGACAAUGAUUUUGUUCGACCUCGUCUUGACAAUUUAGUGGCGAGAAGUCGCUGGACAGAAAAAUAUACGAAACGGGUGGAUAGUUAUCCUGACAUCCGCAUAGUUAAGGGAAUUGGAGAGCACCGUUCCUGUCAAGCCUGUGAACUGCAGAGGCACUGUAGGUUCACAGUGAUUCUGUCAGGGAAAUCAUAUGAUUGUGAGACAAUGCAAGUAGACGACUUCAUGUCACAUGACAAGCAGGCGUUGGAGAUUGGCAUUGUGUGUAAAAACCGUACUGAAGCUUAUCACAACCUGAAACAUUUUAAAUACAAGCUGUAUCAGAAUUGCUGCUCUCUAAUGACAAGCAAUGGAUGCCAGGAUGCACCAGUCAAAGAUACAGUGUACAGAGUUUUCACACAGCAGAAUAAUAGAGGCUGGAUUAAAAGCAAUAUUCUGAACUUCAGAAGUACAUGGUACGUGCUGAAAACUUCCAAGACGAAAAAAAAGACUUGAUGUCAUCAUAUUUUUAAAAAGGCAUCUACUUACAAACGUGCUUUCCCUUGACUGGUGAUAGUAUUUGAAUAUCAUGCUGCAUUCCAGCUGUUUUUCUUUUUACUGCAAGACAAUCAAUGUGCCUGUAUGUUGUUAUGGAUACUAAUAAGUUAAUGUGUAUUUCUUUUUCAUAGUUCAUUUUAAUUAUCAAAAUAAUCAUCUAAGGACAUUUUUAUAGUGGAAGUCAUCUCUUCUGUGUUCUUGAACACCAGGCAGCUCAGCUUAAUGAUCUAAAAUGAAAAACAGUCUCUGAAUAACCCGGGUGUUCAUUCAGGAAAUGAAAUUUUAUGCGCAGUGAUGCCCAGGUGAAUUGUGCCAGUGUAUGAAAAAUGUUUGGCUUCCAUUCUUUUUGAAAGAGGAAAGGUCCACAUGGUGAGAAGCCCAAAGGCUGUAAUAUGCAUACUGCUUUCCCAGCACAGUGUUUAAAACCAGCUGUAAACCAGGUACAUUCCCACCCCCCAGGACACAGGGCAGUAACAAAUUAGCUCUCUAAAACCAACAGGCCAUCAUUGUUUAUGCAUCCUGGAGACCCAGAAUUCAUGGACUUGCAUUUAGCCGGCUGAGCGGUAAAAGAAAUAAAUAUCUUUACACUGCU
This is a messenger RNA of Podarcis muralis (Common wall lizard), 2639 nucleotides long. The record is from RefSeq and is a predicted model, not a curated record. Lineage: Eukaryota; Metazoa; Chordata; Lepidosauria; Squamata; Lacertidae.